GUUCGAAUUCGGAUUUCCGUUUGAUUGAAUUUCGUUGUUUGUACUGAGAUAAUUUUUAUUUAUAUCAUUUGCCUAUUCAUUAAUCACCAAAAAUGAGCCUAGAGGAGAAAGAUCCAAUAUAUUUAGAUGUUUGUCAUCAAUUGGAUGCUUUCUGUAAACGAGUUGAAGAAAAAGUAGAUAAGGAUCAGCAGCAGUUUAAAGCGCGGAAGAAAAAUACUGAACUCGAAGAGAAACUAGCGCAGGAAAUGAAAAAAAACGCGGAGUUGUUACGACAACUAGAAGAGGUUUCAAGCCGGUACACGGAGCUGGACCGGCUGUGUGCUAUGUUUCCUGGGCAGCUCACUAUCUCUGACAAUGACCAGACACGGCUGGAUCAGGCCAAGUUAUCAUAUGAAGUAGCCAAAGAACUGACAGGGGUCAGAUUUGACUUCAGUGCUCCACCCAACAUUUGCAAAGGCUAUGUGAAGAGCGAGUCCCGGAAGCUGCUUCAACCGUUUAACCUAGAGGGCGACACCAGCGCCGCCAUCUGGCAGCUCGCGGAGUCCGUCGCCGCGCCCGAGUGGCGCCUCACCGAUGAGGAGAAUCUGCCACCCAACUAGAGUAGGACCAAGACAGACAGAACACUGCAUGUUUGCAAUGAGAAAGUGUGGCAAUGACAUCAUUAUUGUCAAAUAGGAAGAAAAUGCCACGCGAAGCAGCUUGGGUAAAAGUGCACGCACGGGCAGAGGAACGUCUCCACACACCGAGCUGCUUCGCGCGGAAAUUUCCUCGCGAGGCGGUUCGUUCCCGGUUGACUCGCCUAAGUUCUAUGAAAAUAUGACGUUUAUAUAUAAUUAAAUACACUCAUAUUGUUCUUAUACAAAUCGGGGAUUCUGUAUCAUUUGACACUGACUGUAUAGAUUAAGAGGCCGAUUGUCGGUGUCGAUUUUAGUCGCAAAAAUGUAAAAUUGAUAGAUUUAGUCGGUGAAAUUGUACACCUUUUGUUACCUAAUUGAAAUAACAAGUACUGGUUUCUAUUAGCACAUCUUCUUAUCUUACCUUUUAUCAGAUUAAUUUUUUUGAAAACAGACUCACUAAAUUAGUAAUGUUUGCUUUUCUGAUGGACGUUUAGGUAAACGCGCGUAAAGCACUGAUUUUGUCGCUCUUAUUUGUAAAUUUCGUAAAGUUUGGACGGCUAAACAUGGUAAUUUUGUAUUACACAUAUCCUGUACUUGACGUUUAUCAGACUACAUUUAUAUUAUUAUGACUUUGAAGUAGUGUAAAUGAAAGUUAGACGAAAUCAAUUUUCUCCAGAAAUUACUUCAAAACAAGUGACAAUUUCUCUGAAAAUCGACUUAAUUUCAACGUUAUUUUGAUACUAUUGCUGAAACUAUUCUUAUACAUCAAUUUGUAUAAUUUACCACCAUAUUUUUUUUUUUAAAAUUUUAAACACUGCCCCUUCUUUUCAUAUAUUAAUUACCGGUGACGUACGCUCGCGAUCUCAUUAUUAAAAGGCAAGAUGAGAAGACGUGCUAAUAGAAACCAAUACUUGUUAUCUAAAUAUUACGUAACAAAACGUGUAUAAUUUCAACGACUAAAUCUAUCAAUUUUACAUUUUUGCUCCAAAAUCGACUACCCAAAUUACCCAAAUUUUUUUUCCCCAAUAGCUUUUGUUCCAUUCGCGUUACUCCCCAUUCUGCUUUUUAACCAGGAUUUUAUUUUUUCAGUAGUUAAUUCAAACACACGCGUAUGUCCCAGUCGCUUUUUUCCCCAGAGUAAUAUUUCCGAGAACAUUUCCAUCACUACUUAACUAGACGGAGCCCCGCUUCGCGGGGCUCCUAUUUCUGGGCGGUUUGCCCUUCGGGCAUCUGAAGCUACCUAACGAACCUAACCUACCUAUCUGUCGACUUAGUGUGACUAUCGUGAAAACAUUUCUCUGUGGGGAAAAAAGCGACUGGGAUUUACGCGUGUGAUUAAAUUAACUACUGAAAAAAUGAACGCCUGGUUAAAAAGCAGAAUGGGGAAAAACGCGAAUGGAACAAAAGCUGUUGGGGAAAAAAAAUUUGGGUAGCUAAUCUAACAAGUCUUGACACUGUGAUAAGAUCUUUGUCGGACCUUGAUUGGAGCAUUGUGUAACUCAACUAAGUUACUAACUCAGCUAACUCUUGGAAAAUGUUAAAUAAUUUGAUACCUAUAAAUCAGGUUAUAAUCAGGUCAAAAAUACAGCUAAUUUAAGUUUAGAGUUUUGAAUGAUUCACGGUUAGUUUCACUAGACUUAUACUGACCGGGAUAUAUCCAGUGAUUACCUUUUGUAUUAUUUGUGAGCUCCCGAAAACGUACGUACGUUGAAAGUGAACGCAGCCGACGCGCAAGAAUGAGGGUAGACAGAGCGCUGUCUACACAACUUUGACACCCACCCGCUAUCUUCAGUCACCCGUGAACAUGAUGCAUGUAACUGCGUCGAAAUAUCGGGAGCUCACAAAUAAUACAUAAGGUAAUCACGGUCUAUAUCCCGGUCAAUAUAAGUCUAAUCUAAGUUUUUCAUACAAAACUUGUUUUUGCUUUUUUUCGUUUGUUUUAUAAACUGGAGCUAUACAUAUAAACAAAUUACAGACCUAGAUAUACCUCAUGUCAUUGUAUGUGCAAAGUUUCAUUACAAUCCAACACGUAGUUUUAAAAUGAGAACGAAACUCCGUUUGUGUGAGAAGGUGAAAUUCGGGCGAGCUUGCCGGGGACUCUUUAAGUUUCUUUUGACGUUUUCUAUCAAAUUGCCCUAUUGGCUAGGCCCUUGUACAUUCGCCAUCAGAUAUAUUGAAGCGGCCGAGGCGCUCACAAAUAUCUGAACACGCCUCUAUUGUCAAG
Molecule: messenger RNA, 2841 nt
Organism: Cydia strobilella
Lineage: Eukaryota; Metazoa; Arthropoda; Insecta; Lepidoptera; Tortricidae
Exons: 5
Coding region: 93-599 (168 amino acids)
Source: RefSeq, a predicted model, not a curated record